AUGGAUAAUAGUGAUAUUGUAAUUUUAUUAAAAAAAAAUAUUAAAUAUAAUUUCGUAAAAAAUAUACUUCUAUCAUCAGAAAAAGAAAAGAUAGAUAUUACAUAUGCAAUAAAUACAGUAAAAUUGCAUAUAAAAAGACAUGUAGAGAUAAAUAAUAAUUUUGUGGAAUUAUUUGUAAAAUUAAUUUUGAACAUGGAAAAUUUAAUUAAUAUGUUAGGUUCACAUUUUGAGGGAACAAAAAAAAAAAAUGUCAGUGAUUAUAUAUUAAAUUUGAGCGAUUUUUUAAAAAAAAAGAAAGAAGAAAAUUAUUUAAAAGAAAAACUAAACAGCGUUGAAAAAAUUAUAAAAAGUAUCACAUUAACACUUUUGAACAUAGAUGAAAACAAGAAAAUAUUGAAAGAACUGUUUUUGUUCUUUUAUUUACUUAUAUUUAAAUUUUCUUUUGAUAAAACCAUGUUUGAGAAAUGUUUAUUGAAAAAUGAGAAUAGCACAAGAUACGAUAGCAGUGGGAGUAGUUCCAGAAAUCAAAUAAAAAAAGAACUAAAUGCAAACAACACAUUUACUACUGAUUGUGUAUCCUUAAAUAAAAUUUGCGAAUAUGAAUGCACACAUUUUUUUGCAAAAGAUACAUUUGUUUCCAAAUUUUACACAAAAAAGGAUAUUCAAAAAAUAAUUAAAAAAUACCUCCUAUAUGAUUAUUACAGUACCAUUAGUUAUAACAAUUUUAAUUUUUUCAAAGAAAUUAAAAUUUUUUUUUUUUUAAUAGCUGUUAUAUAUUAUAUUGAAAAGGACUUGAAAUUAAAAAGGGAAAUUUAUAGUUUAAUUCAGAAUGAAAUUUACAAAAAUGUACAAAGCAUAAAAAAAUGUACGUUAAUAAUACAACAUAAUCCAUAUAUGUGCAAAAUAAAAAAAUUGUCAAAUAUUUUAUUUUAA
Molecule: messenger RNA, 933 nt
Organism: Plasmodium malariae
Lineage: Eukaryota; Apicomplexa; Aconoidasida; Haemosporida; Plasmodiidae
Product: conserved Plasmodium protein, unknown function
Exons: 1
Coding region: 1-933 (310 amino acids)
Source: RefSeq, a predicted model, not a curated record